Messenger RNA from Ambispora leptoticha, 888 nucleotides. Lineage: Eukaryota; Fungi; Glomeromycota; Glomeromycetes; Archaeosporales; Ambisporaceae. The record is from the annotation of a GenBank genome assembly.
ACAAAAAACAAUGAAAUUGAUACUUUUAGAGGAGGAAAAAGAGGCCAAAAAUCACUAUUAUCGAGUUCCCAUAGAGAAAAGGCAUUUCGUGAUAAAUCGUCAUCAAGUAAUAUUUUCAAAGAAAAAAGAGAGGAAGGAACUCGUAAAACUUCAAGAGAAUUAUACACGGGAAAAAAGAGAAAUCUCAGGAAUAAUAAUUCAAAAUUACCUAAAGUAGUAUCUGAGAUUUACAAAACAUCAGAUAAAUCACGAUUUGAUUCAUAUCGGGAUAUUGAGAGUAAUAGUAGUAGCAGUAAUGCUGUUCCUACUGUUAUUGCUGACUCUUCUGAAUACAAACUUUAUCAAUAUAAUGCUAUUGAUGAAGAUAAAAACAAGCGUCUCGAUCAUUUUUUACGUGAGCGUACAGGAUUACCAAUAACCAAGAUUCUCAUGUCUAUACGGAAAAAAGACGUCAAGUUAUAUCGAGCAGAAGAAGCAAAACAGGAGUGUGAGCGUUCGUCAUUAAACUCAUAUCGUAUACAACCGGAUGAUGUAGUCUCGAUUUGGUGCCCUGAACUAAAAUAUAAUACAGUUGUUUUAAAAAAACUUGCUCGUGAUAGAACACCUUUGUCUGAAGAGAAGAUACAGGAGAUUCGUAGCUGGGUUAUUUAUAAGGAUGAAGAUAUUUUGAUUAUUAAUAAACCAUCCGGAUUGGCUGUACAAGGUGGUUCAAAAAUUUAUGAAAGCGUGGAUGGGUUUUUACAUGCCUUACAGUAUGAUGCUCAAGAUAUACCACGUCUCGUACACAGAUUAGACAAGGCUACUUCAGGCGCACUUAUUCUCGCGCGGACAAAAUCGGCAGCUACUAGAUUAGCAUUGAUGUUCUCGGAAAACAAGCUGGAGAAGAGG